AUACUAAGUCUGAGCGGCAACCAUUUUGGUUUGUUCUUGCUUUUGAUUGCUUGACCUGUGUUGACUGGAAUUGUGCAUUUUGGUUGUGAAUUGAAGCACUCUUCCAGAAUUGAAAACACUCUGUGUUAUAGAGCGACCAAUUAUUACCUUUUGAACGAAUCUGUACGUGAUCUAUCCAGACAGGAUAGAAUAACAUUUAUUUGUGGUGAUUGUUUAGAUCUGAUCAAUUAAACAAUUAUUGGUUGGAUAGCUGUGUGGUUAUAUUUGUUUAGAACCGCUAUCUUACCCAAUUACCUUGUUCUGAUUUCAAACGGGCGAGGGCGCGUAUCCAACUUAUCCAGGCAGCUGUCCAGCAGUCCAAACGUGGUUUGGAUCCUAUAGUUCUAAACAAAUAUUACUUGGCCGAAAUCCUUUGGUAAUCGUUCACGGAUUUUCUGGAAUUAAUUGGUCGUUUCGUUUAUAAUGCCAGUUAAUCGUCGAAGGAGAUCAGGCUCAAAGUUCGUCGAUGUUAACGAAGAAUCCCCUAUUGUCAAGCAAGUGCCUUUUGACGUCCUUAAGGGUCAUGGUUCAGACUUAAAUAGGGUUAAUUAUCAGGGCAGUGAUUCUAGUCUUAAUUUGAUGUCAGAUGAUGUAAAAAAUCUUAGUUUAAAGGAGGAGCAAAGGCCUGAAUUACUAGGAAAGAGCAUGUCGCCUAUAGUCCAUGUUGUUGGCCCAGAGCUACCUAAGGUUGAGCUGAGUUAUUUCGAUGGAGAGCUAAAAGGUUAUUGGAAAUUUAUAAGGCAAUUUGAGACGUAUGUAGCGUCAAGAGUCACGGAUGAUAGCCAGCGCUUACUCUAUUUGAUACACUACUGUAAGGGCAAGGCUAAAACAGCUAUUGAAUGUUGCGUCAUGAUGGAGGCAUCCUCUGGCUAUAAAAGAGCAAGGGAGAUUUUAAAACGUUUUUUCGGACAGUCUCACGUAAUUGCUCGAGAAACACUAGAGGACUUAUUCAGUGCUGUGAAUUUUGAGUAUAUUGACGGGGACCAACUAUCAAAUUUGGCUAUUAAAAUGGAAAACUGUGCCAUGGUCUUGGAACAGAUGAAUUAUACUUCUGAUCUAAAUUCCUUAGUUACCUUGGAAAGAAUAGUGAGACUUUUGCCUCAACCUAUGCAAGCCCAGUGGGCGGACUGGGUGGAUAAAUUGACUGAAGAUAACAGGGAACCGACCUUCGACGAGCUCACUCAUUUUAUCGCAUCGCGUGCGAGAGUGGCUUGUAGUAGAUUUGGACGGUUAGCAAACCGUUCAAGAAAAGGACAUAACGUGAGGACGAACUGUCACGUGCAAUCAGAGCAAGGGAAUAGUUCGACAACAAAAACCAAAUGCAGUAUGUGUUCCUACGACCAUGGCAUUAAUAAAUGUCCACAGUUCUUAGCGCUUACAGUUCAAGACCGAUGGUCUCACGCUAAAAGCAAGGGUAUCUGUUUCGCCUGUCUUAGACAAGGACAUAGAGUUAAUGAAUGUAAGCUGACAAAGCGCUGUAACGUUGAGGGUUGUGAAAAGAAACACCAUUCUUUGUUGCACAGCGAGAGUGAGAAACCUGGUAUCUCGAGUUGUUGCGGAUAUACUAAAUCACUAAUCAGUCAAGUGUGUUUAGGCAUGAUUCCCGUACGGUUGAAAUCGCGAAAAGCCGAGAUUGUGGGUUAUGCUCUGUUGGACAACGGUUCUGAUGUGACACUGAUAAAAUCAAACUGUUUGAGGUCUCUCGGGCUGAGCGAAGACGAAGCAUCAGUGGUAGUUGAGACUAUGGGCGGUAAUAGAACAAUGAAGGUCACGAGUGCGCCUUUUGAGGUAUAUUCUUUAGAUCGAGCUGAACAUGUUACGAUUGAAGGAGCUCUGAUUGUGGCAGGUAUACCAGGCCAUAAGCCAACAAAGUCGGCAGUGAACAGCCUAGUUAAGUGGCCACAUUUAAGGGAUGUACCGAUAGUUAACUUAGACUCUGAAGAAGUUCUGCUGUUGAUUGGUUGCGACGUACCAGAAGCACACUGGGUGUUAGACCAGCGGUUGGGUGGGAGAAAAAGCCCGUACGCUGUGAAGACGUUGCUGGGUUGGACGGUCUUCGGACCUGCGUCGUAUCCGGAAUAUAGGAGAAGAGUGGUCAAUCAUACCAGUAAGAUACAGACCUUGGAGAACGAAAUACGUAAACUUUAUGAUGUAGAGUUUUCUGAUGUUUAUUCAAAUGAUAAAUCAGCAUCGCUAGAAGAUAAGGCGGCUAUAAGAAUUGUGGAAGAGGGCACACGCUUCGAAAAUGGUCAUUUUGUAGUUCCUAUACCAUGGAAAGUGAACCCAAAUAUGAAAGGGGGGAAUUAUGAAGUGGCAAGCAGUAGACUACAGAUUUUGAAGCGUAGAUUGUUGAAAGAUGACAUUCUGUAUAUCAAGUAUACAAAAGGUAUUGAAAGUAAUUUUAUUAAGGGCUAUGCGGAGGAGAUCCCUGAAAUACAAUUGCAACCUAGUUAUCGCCCCCGUUGGUACUUGCCCCACCAUGCAGUUAUAAACCCGAAAAAGCCAGAAAAACUGAGAGUGGUCCUUGACUGUGCCGCUAAGUUUGCGGGUGUUUCUCUAAAUGAUAUGAUUUAUCAAGGACCCGACACAACGGCUGAGUUAGUGUGUAUAUUAUUGCGUUUUCGCAAAGAAGCAAUCGCAGUCUCUGCGGAUGUUGAAGAAAUGUUCAUGCAAGUGAAGGUCCCUGAGUCUGAUCGAGGAGCCUUAAGAUUUCUGUGGUGGCAGGGGGGAGACAUGUCGAAAGAACCAUCCGAGUUUCAAAUGACAUCUCAUCCAUUUGGUGCCAUAUCAUCGCCGUUUUGCGCGAACUUUGCCUUGAAUAAGACGGCCCAAAUAUUCUCUGACGGUUAUGAUGGUUAUGUCGUAGAUGCUGUUAAGAAUAAUUUCUAUGUUGAUGACUGCUUGGUAUCUUUUCCCACUUGUGAUCAAGCAAAGAGUUUCGUCAAGCAGAUAAGUGAAUUAUUAUGUAGAGGUGGCUUCAAACUAAAGAAAUGGGUUACCAACUCAGAGGAGGUAAGGGCCAUCUUGCCUGAUGUAUGUAAAGAACAGUCCUUGAUAGAAAUGUCUACGGAUUACGACACCCCUCAUCGAACCCUAGGUGUAGAAUGGGAUUUUAAGCAAAAUGUAUUUAAGUUUUACUUUGAUGCACCGGAAAGGCCUCUGACUAGGAGAGGUAUUUUAUCUAUAGUUUCUUCUUUGUUCGAUCCUCUGGGGCUGAUUGCUCCAGUCUGUCUUACUGCCAAACUUCUCUUGCAAAAAUUAUGUAGGUCCCAAAUAGGCUGGGAUCAGCCUCUCGACGAGCCAUACAUGUCCGCGUGGCUAGGCUGGGUAAGUUUUAUGCGUCAGAUAGGUCACGUCACGGUAGCUCGAGGUAUCAAGAGGAAAAUCGACGAACCCGACGCUAAAGUGGAAUUGCACUUGUUCAGUGAUGCUUCAGAGGUUGGUUACGGAGCAGUUGCGUUCGCACGAGUCAGCUAUUUGAAGGAGCCACCAUAUUGUAUCUUGUUGUACAGCAAGUCUAGGGUAGCACCUAUCAGACAAGUCACUAUACUGAGACUUGAGAUGGCGGCAGCGGUGUUAAGUGUGAGGCUUAGUGAAGUAUUACGGAGAAGUCUGCCUAAUUUUUUCUGCGAAGUAAACUUCUAUACAGAUUCCAUGAUAGUGUUAUACUACAUUAAGAAUAUGGAGAACCGAUAUAGCACCUAUAUAGCCAACCGCCUCGCUGUGGUGCACCAGUAUACGAAGGUUGAACAAUGGAAUUAUGUAAAGUCGUCACAGAAUCCAGCUGAUUGGACAUCAAGAGGUAUACAAAAAAUGACUGAUCUGGAAUCUUGGUUCAAAUGUCCUACCUUACUGCAUGGCGAAUUCUGUACAACAAUCACUGACUGUCCGGAACCUACUGACGAUAUUGAGUUUAGAAAAACUGCUGUGGUUAACUUGAGUAGUAUAAAGCACAACAUGUCACCUAUUCUCUCUUAUUACUCUGAGUGGUUGAAAUUAGUCAGGGCCGUAGCCUGGCUUAGAAGGUUCAUAGAAUUUCUGAUGGUGCUUCGUUCACCGAGUUAUGAAGGAUCCGUUCAUCUAGGGUAUUUAAAGGUCAAAGAACUUGACGUCGCCACGCGUAAAAUUUUGUUGAUGGUUCAGAAAGAAGUGUAUGGAGAAAUACUUAGUGGAUUUAAAACCAAUGGUAAAGUAGUUAGUCACAAUGAUCUGAAGGGCUUAUCACCGAUAAUGCUUGAUGGGUUACUCUGUGUUGGAGGCCGACUAAGCUACUCAGAUUUCUCAAAUGCCUUUAAACAUCCAAUAAUAUUGCCCAGUCGACACUUAGUGACAGAAAUGAUAAUUAGACAUUAUCAUAAGGAACAAGGGCACACAGGAACGUCACAAGUACUGGGCACGAUUCGAAAAAGGUAUUGGAUAAUAAAAGGAACCAGCACGGUUAGGAGAGUGAUAGGAAAGUGUGUGACAUGCCGGCGGUAUACGAUGGUUACAGGGCAACAAUUGAUGGCACCACUUCCAGCUUGUAGAGUGCAACAAGGAUGGUAUAGCUUCUCAGCCGUGGGAGUAGACUACUUUGGACCCCUUUUUGUUAAAAGAGGAAGAUCACUAGAAAAAAGAUAUGGAUGUGUAUUUACUUGCUUGCAAACCCGAGCAGUACAUAUUGAAAUGACACAUAGUUUGAAUACUGAUUCGUUUAUAAUGGCUUUGCUACGUUUCAUUGGAAGAAGAGGGAAACCUGCCGAAAUUUACAGUGACAAUGGAUCAAAUUUCGUGGGUGCGGUCUCUGAAUUAAGGAGGUUUGUGCAACAGUUGAAUCAACAGAAAAUAGACAAAGAACUGUCAGCUAGACAAAUUCAAUGGUAUUUUAACCCGCCCUCAUCCAGCCACAGGGGUGGAGUUUGGGAAAGGAUGAUUAGGUCCAUACGCCGACUUUUAUUGUUGAUAACUAGAGAGCAGACUUUAACCGAUGAGACUUUAAACACUUUUUUGAUCGAGAUUGAAAGGAUACUGAACGAUCGACCCUUAACUCCGGUCGUUCAAGAUGCUAACGAUAAACUAGCUUUGUCGCCAAAUAGUUUGUUAUUAUUGAGAGAAUGUGACGGAAUAGUCGAAGAAGGUAGCAUCAGAGAUAAAUAUGACAAACGUUGGAAACAGAUUAAUCAUCUUGCUAAUGUGUUUUGGAAAAGGUGGUUAAGAGAGUAUUUACCGUCCCUACAAAAGCGUCAAAAGUGGUUAGUUGAACACCGCAAUUUCCAGAAAGGGGAUGUAGUGAUCGUAGCUUCGGACAUAUCGACUCGUGGAAAAUGGCCCUUAGGCGUAGUUGAAGAUUGUGAAAUAGAUGACGACGGAAGAGUUAGAACAGUGGUUGUUCGUACGAACAGUGGAUUAGUCAGGAGAGAUAUACGUAGAUUAUGCCUCCUUGAAGGCUCGAAUUAGUUCCUCGUGUUAUCAAUAUAGGUAGGUCGAGUAGGCGUACUGUUGUAAGUCCUACUCGUUCCUAUAGUGUGAUAUGCUACAUAAUGAACCAUGACCAUAGGCAUCAAGGUAGCUUGUGUGAUAUGGAGGGAUUUUGGGGGCCGGUGUAAGAUCCAUUUUGAAUGCCUUGUGUGUUUAUGAAUAUCCCUCCAUGUAUGUACUUGCACUUUGUUCCUAUUGAUCUUCUUAGUUGUACAUUGUUAACUUUUGGACUACAUUUGAAUUGUUAAUAUUUGUAUUUUAUUAUAGUUUUCGUUUUUACCACACCUUCACUAAUUCCCCAUGUUUCUUCCCGAACUGCACUUAUGUUGUUUUACUUUAUACUAAGUCUGAGCGGCAACCAUUUUGGUUUGUUCUUGCUUUUGAUUGCUUGACCUGUGUUGACUGGAAUUGUGCAUUUUGGUUGUGAAUUGAAGCACUCUUCCAGAAUUGAAAACACUCUGUGUUAUAGAGCGACCAAUUAUUACCUUUUGAACGAAUCUGUACGUGAUCUAUCCAGACAGGAUAGAAUAACAUUUAUUUGUGGUGAUUGGUAAUUUUCUUGCAUUCUUUAUCAACUUUCUUAUUUAUUGUAGUUUAGAUCUGAUCAAUUAAACAAUUAUUGGUUGGAUAGCUGUGUGGUUAUAUUUGUUUAGGUAAUAAUGUAUACUUAAAUUUAUGAUAAAUUAUAGAACCGCUAUCUUACCCAAUUACCUUGUUCUGGUUUCAAACGGGCAAGGGCGCGUAUCCAACUUAUCCAAGCAGCUGUCCAGCAGUCCAAACGUGGUUUGGAUCCUAUAACUAGGGCUUUUAGUUUAUCAGACACUAACUCUGCUUGUAUGUUUUCCUGUUAAACUAGACACAGACACAUGGAAAUACUUAAAUGGGAGCAAAAUAAUGAAAGCAUUGCAAUACGGCACUAAGCCCACGUGAUGCGUUGCACAAGUAAUAGUAGCUGACCUGAUGUAAUAUUAAUGAACUUAAGGUUAAUCACAAAUGCAUAAAGUAUUUGCUAAAAAACAUGUAAUUUGGUUAUUUAUCUAUUUCACAUUUCUGACUAAAUUCCUUACUAUUUUUUCAUUAAGAAUGCAAAAAGAGUGAGUUUGUAGUGGCAUUGGACAAUAGCCACACAAUCCACAAAGCUGUGAACACGAGACUACUCAGAAAAUAGAUAUUCAAUAUUUAACUCGGGGAAAUACCUAACAAUGGAGAAGGCGCGGAGAAUGAAUUGAAUGGACUGGAGUUGAUCGAGUGGCAUGGCUCGUCCAUGCAGGCGUGGUCCAUCUCAGUGUUACUUUAUAUCUUCUAUUCAUAUUAAAUAUAUUGUUCUUUCUCU
Molecule: messenger RNA, 6829 nt
Organism: Schistosoma intercalatum
Lineage: Eukaryota; Metazoa; Platyhelminthes; Trematoda; Strigeidida; Schistosomatidae
Source: the annotation of a GenBank genome assembly